Messenger RNA from Fusarium keratoplasticum, 1653 nucleotides. Its product is annotated as MFS domain-containing protein. Gene Ontology annotation, biological process: transmembrane transport. The coding region runs from base 1 to 1653 and encodes 550 amino acids. The transcript is spliced from 3 exons. Gene Ontology annotation, molecular function: transmembrane transporter activity. NCBI's taxonomy places the organism in Eukaryota, Fungi, Ascomycota, Sordariomycetes, Hypocreales, Nectriaceae. The record is from RefSeq and is a predicted model, not a curated record.
AUGGCUCCGACUCGUGACGACCGGGCCGUCGCUCUAGACGCCUCCGUCGACACCGGUGCCCGAGCAACUCGCCGACACGCGCUGGGAAACGUCCGCAUACGCAACCAAGAGACAAAUGCUCUGAUUUUCAUCCCCACCCCGUCUUCGGACCCGAAUGAUCCCCUGAACUGGUCGCCAUGGCGGAAGUACUACACCGCUGGCCUGGUCUGUUUGGCUAUGACUAUGUCCAACUUCCUCGCCGCUGGACCUUCCAUCGCCAUCGUCCAGACUGCCCUGAGCUUCUUCCCUGACGCGGUCGUCAACGACACUCUAACAAGCUCCGCUAUCCCCAAGAUCGCCUACUUCUUCACUGCCACUAGUCUCCUACUCGGUGUCGGAUGCUUCUUCUGGGUCCCCAUCGCGAACAAGUAUGGCCGAAGACCCGUCUAUCUUGCCAGCUACUCCGUCUACUUCGCCGUGGCCGUGGCCCUGAUCUUUAUCAAGUCUUAUGGGGGCUUUCUUGCUGGCCGGAUCCUCAUGGGCUUUGGAGCCGGUGCUGCAGAAACGAUUGCCCCUAUUACGAUUGCCGACAUUUUCUUCCUGCACGAGCGGGGGGCAAUCAUGUCCUUCUACAACUGCGCCCUAUCCGUCGGUGUCGCCUUGGGCAUGGUCGUUUCAGGCCUCAUCACUAUCGAUUACGAGUGGAGAACCAUCUAUCAAGUUGGCUGUGCUCUCGUAGGUUUCGUCUUGGUACUCAUCUUCUUCUCCUUCCCAGAGACAGCCUACAACCGCCAGUACGAUCAAAGCGACGGGUCUAUUACUGGCGUCGAAAUCGAAAAGAAAGACUGCUUGGGCUUGGAUCCGGCAAACGCAGGCAGACCUGCGAGCGUAUCCGAACAGAAGAAGCGAGGAGGGACAAUACUUGGCAUAUCUCACAGAUCAUUGACCAAUGAGUCUUUGCUAAAGAUGUUCCUUCGACCCUUUGGCCUUAUUAUACUUCCUCCUGUGCUUUGGGCUGCGCUCAUUCAGGCAGUCACGAUUGGUUUUCUAGUUGCUGUCUCGUCCAACGUGGACACGGCGUUUGAAGGAACCUACGAUUUUGACUCCUACCAGGUCGGCCUUUGCUUCAUAGCCGCCAUCAUCGGGUCCCUGGUUGGUAUCCCUGCUGGCGGUCACCUUGGAGAUUUGGUGGCAGAUUAUUUUACCAAGAGGAAUGGGGGUAUUCGAGAACCCGAGAUGCGGCUCCCUGUCAUGGCGUUGUCCUUGGUUACCACACCACUUUCUUUGACCCUGUACGGAGUUGGGAUCCAUCAUCAACUUCACUGGAUUGUCCCCACCAUUGGUCUGGGUCUUCUAAACUUUUCCGUCACGCAAGCGUCGUGCGUAUGCUUGGUCUAUGUCAUUGACGCCUACAGACCGGUUGCUGGUGAAGUCAGCCUUGCUGUGCUGGGCUUCAAAGCUCUAUUCGGCUUCUUCCUGUCGUUUUAUACCAACCCCUGGAUAAACAACUCCGGAUACCAAAUCGCCUACGGCACGAUGGCUGGCAUCGCAGCCGCCAUCCUUAUCUUGUGGAUACCUUUAUAUAUAUGGGGCAAAAGAAUACGGUAUGCAACUUGGAACUGGCCACUUGUGUCCUAUAUCCAUUGGUACGGCGACCGUGAAGUGGGAGAAUAG